This is a messenger RNA of Calidris pugnax (ruff), 926 nucleotides long. It is a transcript of the gene PSMB7, whose product is annotated as proteasome subunit beta 7. Gene Ontology annotation, cellular component: proteasome core complex. The coding region runs from base 1 to 834 and encodes 277 amino acids. Lineage: Eukaryota; Metazoa; Chordata; Aves; Charadriiformes; Scolopacidae. The record is from RefSeq and is a predicted model, not a curated record. Gene Ontology annotation, molecular function: threonine-type endopeptidase activity. The transcript is spliced from 8 exons.
AUGGCGGCGGUCUCCGUGCUGCAGGCGCCGAGCGGCGGCUUCAGCUUCGACAACUGUGCUCGGAACUCUCUCCUGGAGGCCGAGCUCGUCCAGAAGGGCCUGCGGCUGCCCGCCCCCCGCAAGACCGGCACUACCAUCGCCGGCAUCGUCUACAAGGAUGGUGUUGUCCUCGGAGCAGAUUCGAGAGCAACAGAGGGAAUGGUUGUUGCUGACAAGAACUGUUCAAAAAUACACUUCAUUUCCCCUAAUAUCUAUUGUUGUGGCGCGGGAACAGCUGCAGAUACUGAAAUGACAACUCAGCUGAUUUCUUCCAAUCUGGAGCUCCAUUCACUGUCUACUGGACGACUUCCAAGAGUCGUCACAGCUAAUCGAAUGCUAAAGCAAAUGCUUUUCAGGUAUCAAGGCUACAUUGGUGCCGCCCUGGUUUUGGGGGGAGUGGAUGUCACAGGACCUCACCUUUACUGCAUUUAUCCCCAUGGAUCGACUGACAAACUGCCCUACGUUACCAUGGGUUCUGGAUCAUUAGCAGCUAUGGCAGUAUUCGAAGAUAAAUACAAACAGGACAUGGAGGAAGAGGAAGCCAAACAGCUUGUGAGGGAUGCCAUCGCAGCCGGCAUAUACAAUGACCUGGGCUCCGGCAGCAACAUCGAUAUCUGUGUCAUCAGCAAGAACAAGCUGGAUUUCAUCCGUCCGUACGAUGUGGCCAACAGAAAGGGGGAGAGGUUUGGGAGGUACAAGUGCGAAAAAGGAACCACAGCUGUUCUCACAGAGCACGUAGCUCUGCUGGACAUCGAGGUGGUGGAUGAGACCGUACAGACCAUGGACACCUCCUGAAGGCUGCUGCCCUUCUGUGGCGCUGGAGCCUCCAGCGUCGGGAGACACACGCGGCCGAUCCAGAAUAAAGAGGGUUCUGACCAUUCUCUUAA